GAAGAAAACUGUACUUUAGCGCGCUUGCUAGGUGCUAUUUUGUUUUUAAUGAUAGCUGCUCACACCAUUCAGAAGGCCAGUGUUGUGCCCAUCACAGAUUUACCCACUCAUCAAAAUGACAGGAUACCCAUGAAGAACCAGACGCAGUUACAGGCCAGUUUUGUCACAGAGCCAAGGCGUGGUCAUUCCUGUAGCUGUCCAUCCUGUGUAGCACAGGGGUGUGUCGAGUGGUUUGACCAACAUUAUGAUCACAAACAGCAACCUUACCUCACCGGCAGGGAUGAUGACAUAGAUCCACUUUCUCUGAAGUGGUGGCUGUCUUUGCAGGCAUCUGAUGGAAUGAUCAAGGACAUCACCCAGAAGAUGUUUAAGAUCAUCCCUCCACAUGAGAAUGAAAAGCCACAGCAGUACCAGUGCCGGAAGUGUGCAGUUAUUGGAAACUCUGGGAAUCUGUUGAAGUCCAAACACGGAGACUUGAUCAAUUCCACUCAAAUGAAUAAGGCUGUAACUGUGGGCUUUGAAGGGAUGUUGGUAGCAGACACCACCCACCACUUCAUCCCAGAGAGUGCGAUCGAUUUGAGACCCGGUGUCCAUCUCGUCCUCCUUCCCUUCAAACUGAAAGACAUGCAGUGGUUCAGCGCCCUUUCCACAGGAGAAAUCAAAGGAGCGUACAUGAGGUAGAAAAAUCUUGUGAAGCUGACAAAGACAAGAGUGAUAGUUAUAAAUCCAGCCUUCUUUAAGUACACACAUGACAAAUGGACGGAGCGUCAUGGAAGAGUACCCUUCCACGGGAUAGUAGCCAUUAUAUUUGCUCUGCAUCACUGUGAUGAGAGGUUUGUGUCAGUGUUUGGAUAUGGGGCAGACAAACAAGGAAACUGGCACCACUACUGGGAGUACAACAGUCGCGGCGCCUUUGAAAGGACAGGCGUCCACAGCGAUUUGAGGGCCGAGAUCAUACAGAGGAGGCGCUCAGCAAAGAGGGCAAAUCAAACUGUACAGAUGAGCCUGUAA
Molecule: messenger RNA, 1011 nt
Organism: Puntigrus tetrazona (Sumatra barb)
Lineage: Eukaryota; Metazoa; Chordata; Actinopteri; Cypriniformes; Cyprinidae
Gene: st3gal8
Product: ST3 beta-galactoside alpha-2,3-sialyltransferase 8
Molecular function (GO): beta-galactoside (CMP) alpha-2,3-sialyltransferase activity
Source: RefSeq, a predicted model, not a curated record